AGCGGUAUUAUUAUUACGCGACAGGCAAUCGGUGCGACAACAACAGCAAACUAAGCAACGCAUCGCAUCGCAGGCGCAACAACAAACUACAUAUUACAACAUAUUUACUCGGCGAACGAAGGGGGAGGGGCAGGAUAUUUUCCGCCCAGCCCGCCAGCCACCCCCAAAAGUGGGUGGCGGAAAAAUCGUCGUAGGAUCCGCUCCUCCGCGGCCAUUCAUUCAGUCACGAAAUCUCAUUCGGUGUGUGAGUGUUGAUGAAGUUAGUUGUGAAACGCGGCUCGUCCUGGAUAAAUCUAAAACCUGAAAAGUGCAUCGGGCAGUUAAAUUGGGGAAACCAGUGAAUCUACUUAGUUUCCUGCUUCAAGAAAAACAAAUAUAUCUAAAAGUGUGCCCCGUGAAAAGAGGCAGAAAGUGUUGAAAACUUCGGGGCUGGCUGCAAAAAUCUCCGCUAACAUGUUGUUCUCGGCGAGUGGACGUGGAGGCAACAGCAAGCGCAGCAGCCUCCGCCCCCUGAACGCAGCCGCAGCAGCAGCAGCAGCCCGCCCGCUAGCCAAGGCCGACGGCAACGUGAAGCACCUGCAAUGGCCACACUAAUACCAGUGAACGGCGGCCAUCCAGCAGCGAGCGGACAGUCCUCCAAUGUGGAGGCGACAUACGAAGAUAUGUUCAAGGAAAUCACACGCAAAUUGUACGGCGAGGAGACCGGAAACGGUUUGCACACGCUCGGCACGCCGGUGGCGCAGGUGGCCACCAGCGGGCCAACAGCGGUGCCCGAGGGCGAGCAGCGCUCCUUCACGAACCUGCAACAACUCGAUCGCUCGGCAGCGCCCAGCAUUGAGUACGAGUCCAGUGCGGCAGGCGGUGCCCCGGGCAACAACGUGGCCACCACCCAGGCCAAUGUAAUCCAGCAGCAGCAGCAACAGCAGCAGCAGGCGGAGUCGGGCAACUCCGUGGUGGUGACGGCCAGCAGUGGGGCGACUGUGGUGCCGGCACCCAGUGUGGCGGCCGUCGGUGGCUUCAAGUCCGAGGACCAUCUGAGCACGGCCUUCGGGCUGGCGGCCCUAAUGCAGAACGGCUUUGCUGCUGGCCAGGCGGGUCUCCUGAAGGCCGGCGAGCAGCAGCAGCGCUGGGCGCAGGACGGAUCUGGUCUGGUGGCCGCCGCAGCCGCUGAGCCCCAGCUCGUGCAGUGGACCUCGGGCGGAAAGCUCCAGAGCUACGCUCACGUCAACCAGCAGCAGCAGCAGCAACAGCAGCCGCAUCAGAGCACACCCAAGUCCAAAAAACACCGUCAGGAGCAUGCGGCUGAGCUGAUCUACGCCAGCCCCUCCACUUCGGCCAACGCGGCCCAGAACCUGGCCCAAUCCACACCCACCUCAGCGCCCAGCAACAGCAGUGGCGGCAGCACGAGCUCCUCCGGCGGCGGAGGAGGCGGUCGCAAGAAGGCCGCCCAAGCGGCAGCGGCCGCCGCCGCCGCGAACGGAGUGCACAUCCAGAAGCGGUACGCCUGCACCCACUGUCCGUACUCCACGGACAGGAGGGACCUGUACACCCGGCACGAGAACAUCCACAAGGACGAGAAGCCCUUCCAGUGCUACGCCUGCCUGAAGCAGUUCAACCGAGCCGACCAUGUCAAGAAGCACUUCCUGCGCAUGCACCGCGAGCUGCAGUACGACAUCAACAAGACCCGGCGACACGUCUCGGCGGGCAGCGGCUCCUCGGGCAGCGGCUCCUCGGGCGGCGGUUCCCACCAUUCGGGCGGUCGUGGCAACGUGACCAUCAACUCGGCCGGCGUGAACAUCGACAACGCCUUCCUGGAGGCCCAACGACAUCCCACCUCGACCAGCAUGAGCAUCGUGGAGACCAUCGAGGCGGUGGCCUCGGCCACGGACAUGCCGCUGUCGCAGCUCAAGCAGGAGAAGCUCGACGACGGCGGCGGCGUGGUGCUGCCCCUGCACGUGGGCGUGAUGCAGCAGCCGGUGGCCAGCUCCAGUUCCGGCAGCAGUGGCAGCCACGCCGGCAACGGCAACGGCGGCAGCGGAUCCGGCCUGCUGAAACCGAAGCGCGAGAAGCGCUUCACCUGCUGCUACUGCCCGUGGUCCGGGGCGGACAAGUGGGGCCUCAAGCGGCACCUCAACACGCACACAAAGCCCUUCGUCUGUCUGCUCUGCGACUACAAGGCGGCGCGCUCCGAGCGCCUGGCCACGCACGUGCUCAAGGUGCACAACAAGCGGGCCUGCAGCAAGUGCUCCUACCUGGCGGACACGCAGGAGGAGUACCAGGCUCACAUGAGCGAUGUGCAUCCGCACGAUAACCGGCCGGCGCGCAGCGGCAACGGCAACCAGAGCGGCGGCAGCAGCAGCGGCAACAGCAACGGCAACGGCAGCGGCGGCAAUGGCGGCAGCAGCGCCAACGCCAAUGCCAAUGCCGGGGGCCACAGCCACAGCCAGAACCUCAAUGUGCUGCGAACCAUUGGCAACAGCCUGGUGGCCAACAACCAGCUGAACACCUAUGCCGGCAACGCUUUUGGCUCGUCCAGUGGCAAUGUGGGGAAUGCGAACGGAGGCGGCGGUGCCGUGACCAUCUACACCACCACCACCAACGAGGGCGUGGCCGGUGCUGGCGGCGGCGGAGGCGGUGGUGGCGGCGGCGGCGGCGGCGGCCUGAGCGGCAACAUCUCCGGCGGCGGACCGCUCCAGGAGAUCAUCGUGAACCCCUCGUCGAUGGUCGGCUGGCGGCUGAGCGCCAACGGAUCGCUGAUCCCGCCGCACGAUCUGCUCACCGGCGGAUUGCCCAACGCAGCCACGCAAAAGCGCGGCUCGGAGCGACUGUUCCAGUACCUCGAGGCCGAGGGCAGCGAUCCGGAGGACUAUGCGCGUCUGCUGAAAAUGGACGCCAUUAGUCGCAACACCGCUUCGGUCGCUCAGGAUUUUCAUAAGGCGGGAGGCGUGCACGAGUUGAAAAUACCAGCCAAUCAUCAACUCCUGUUUAACAAUAAACUGCCUUCGCAAUGGACGACACGAGAGGCUGCUGCACUACUGUACAGCCUAAGCAGCAUGAGUGGCGGACCCGCCGGCUCCGCUUCCGUUUCCGGUUCCCAGCGCCAAAAGUUCGGCAUUCGGGCGCGACAACAUUCCACCGGCGAGGACGACGAGAACACCCCGUCGUCGGCCUCCUCGUCGAGCUUCUCGGGCGAUGAGUUCAACAUGAGCGCCACAUCGCCGCUGAAGCUGUCGCGUCACGCAGUCAAGCUGGAGAAGAUGGAGGAGAUGGAGAUGGACGGCAAGGACCUGGUUCCCACCAAGGCGAUGAUGGCAACGGCAUUUCUGGAGGCGGCCAGCUUCGAGCAGACGGCCAUCGAGCUGCUGGCCAGCAAGCGGAAGAUCAAGGUCGAGCACGACAACGACAACGACGAGGACCAAGAGAACCAGCAGCAGCAGCAUCAGCCACAUCAGCAACAUCACAGCCAGCAGCAGCAGCAACAGCAGCGAUUGCAGCUUAUUAAAUCGUCUCCCGCGUACAAAUUGAAUAACAACAACAACAACAAUAACAACAAUAGCAACAGCAAUAACAACAACAACAACUACUACAAGGACAAGUCAUCGCACAGAAAUGCCGUUCACCAUCAUCGCCAGGAUGACAAGGAGAACAACAAGAUCAAGUCGCCAGGAGCAGCAGCAGCAGCGGCAGCAGCAGCAUGUGUUGCAGCUGCGGCAGCAACAUCUCCGCCCAGUGGCAGCGGCAACAGCAACCAGACACCGUUUCUCACCCAAAUGGAGUACCAGAAUCUCAACCGCAUCGGUACCCAGUUCCAGAACUACGUCAAGGACAUCAUCAACAAGUAUUAUGCGGCGGAGACGCCUCUGAUGUUGGCCGCUGCUGCGGCAGCGUUGCCAACGGCCACGACCACGGGUCAGCAGCAGCAGCAGCAUCCGGAACUGGACAUUGAGAACAUGUCGCCGAGCAAGCGGCGUCGUCUGCUCAGCGAAACGGAGGAGUACAUCGAGUAUCUGCGCAACAAAGAGGACAUUACUCUGACCAUUGCCCCCAAGGUGCAGCAACCGCCGCCGGCGACAUCGCUGCUGAAGCGCCAGUUGGAUCUCAGCGUACCGCGACGGAGUCCCAAAAAGGCGGCUCCGGCUCACAGCAACAGCGCAGCAAAUGCCUCGCGCAAAUCCCUCAACCAGCUGGCCACCCUGCUGCCUCUUCUGGCGGACGCGGCCAGCCAGCAGGAGUAUCUGGCUGCUCCGCUGGACUUCAGCAAGAAGUCCAGCUCGCGGAAGCAGGCGCAGCCCAAGAAGAUCCGCUUGACGCCCGAGGCGGUGGUCACCUUGCUAAGGGACAAGUACCUCAAUCGCAUGGUGCGGCAGCGCCUGGGCUGCCUCAAGUGCAACCAGGGGCGGAAGAACCUCUCCAUCAGCUUCAACUACCACACGCUGGGAUCGCUGGCCCUCCACAAGUACUGGCGACAUGGCCAGAAGGGAGCCGCCUCCCUAAACGGAAAACUUAAGCUGCAGGCAGCUCUGCAGAAGAGGAUUCGCCGCGGACAGGCGGAGAAAUGCUGAAGUGGCCGUGUAGUUUCGGUUUUAUUUUAUUCGCUUAAGAUUAGAAAAUGUUUGCUUGCCAUAUAUGGAAUGCAUUAGGCAUUUGACAUUGAAAAUCGUUUAAAAAAUUGCAUUUAAUUUUUUAAAUUUUAAGUUGUGAUGUACCUGAAAUAUGAUUUCUCUUAAACAAACAAAAAUACUUAAAAACAUAACAAACACAAUUCAUGCAAACGGUCUCGAAAGCGCUUUUGCAGCCGAUUGCAAGUGAAUUUCAUUAUCUUAGUUGUACAAUUGAGCUAUCUCACAAACACACCACCCCAAACACACUACUCACAAUGAACAUUUACACACGGAUAUUUAACUAUUUAGUAAUUACCUGGAAUGAGCAUUUAUCAAAUGUGUCCCGGCCCCUGAUUUCCUCCAAUUGUAUUUGUAUUCGAUUGAAUGAAAUGUGAAGUAAAAGCUUUAAUUUGCCAUUUACAAAGCUUCAGUUUAGUUACGUUACGAGUAAUGAUUGCCAUCUUUUACACCUAGCAUUUAGUCGUCUAGUUACCUUAGUUUAUGGAUUAAUUUAUGAACUGCAAACGCAAACCUCAUCGAACCCUUUGCCUUACUUAUCAUUUAAGCUUUAACGUGGAUAUAAAUUUAGUUUUAGUUGAUUUAGUUACUCCGCGGAGCAGCAGUCACGCCCACAAUGCCCACAAAAACAAAACAAGAACCAUUCUCACGCAAAACGUUUUAAAUAUGGAAAAACAAACGUCUAUAAAUAUUAACAAAGCAAAAUGAACAAAAACUAUAUUACUGUACGUGUAGAUGUAUUCAUGAUUUUAUCAUAAUGGAAAGUCGGCGAGAAGAACAAGAAGGAAACACAAGAACAACUUACAAAAUACUCAAAGAACAUGGAUAGAAUACAACUUUUUACCACACUGAACAAGAAAUAUUUGACUGAAAAGUGUCGGGGGAAGAUAUGGUAUAUAUGAAUAAAGGUAUAACAAUUUUAGUGUAAAAUGUGUGUUUUUGCUAAAUGUGGUAAACUAAAAACAAACGUAAAUUUAUUACACAAAACUAAACUAAAGCGUAAACGAAGAGAAAAUUCUUAAGUAAAGUAAAUUUUUGGAUGACAAGCCAUUUAGACAAAAUUUUUGAGACGAAAAAAGACAUUUAUAAGAAAGGAAACAAAAAAGAACAAACCGAAUUACUUUAAAUUUUAUUUAAGCAAUGAACUUGCAAAUAAAUAAAAGGUAUAAUUACAAUAACUGUAAUGUGAGUGUUUUUAGUUUAAAAUUAUAUAUUUCCAAAACAUUCAAAAUAAAACAUAAUUAGUUUAAAAUAUAAA
Messenger RNA from Drosophila ficusphila, 5877 nucleotides. It is a transcript of the gene chn, whose product is annotated as protein charlatan. The record is from RefSeq and is a predicted model, not a curated record. Lineage: Eukaryota; Metazoa; Arthropoda; Insecta; Diptera; Drosophilidae. Gene Ontology annotation, cellular component: nucleus. Gene Ontology annotation, biological process: regulation of transcription by RNA polymerase II. The transcript is spliced from 7 exons. Gene Ontology annotation, molecular function: RNA polymerase II cis-regulatory region sequence-specific DNA binding; DNA-binding transcription activator activity, RNA polymerase II-specific. Bases 582 to 4562 code for a protein of 1326 amino acids.